UGGAAGUAGGAGGAAUCCUGCAAAGCCUCAGAGGCAGUAAGAAGGACUUCAGCUUGGUUACUUGACCUGUCGUGUCUCCCUCUCCAACAGGAUCCUCUGGGCUUGAAACAGGGAUAGGGACAGAACACAAGGACAUGAGGCAAGAUGUCUCCAAACUCAUUUGUUUCUUUCAUUUUUUCCUUUCCUCAUUUGUGUAAAGCCUUCCCACUUUCUCUUUUCCUUUGGCAUCACUCACAGAGGCAUCCAUUUUUCUGUCACUAGCUUAUGUGAGCAAAUAAUCCAAUUUCCUUUCACUUUUAACUUCCAAUCCAGGAUCAACUAUGCAUUAUUCUAUUACACAGGGAAGCACAAUAACUACUCAUACAUUCCAGAAUUUAUAAAUCUCUUUGCUUAUCUAGAUAGAAAGGAACUCUACUCUAAUACCUUAACCAAGGCCCAGCAACAGAACAAAGGAUUCUUCUGAAACUACCAAAAGAUGCCAAGUUGUCUAGUUAAGAGUUUCAUCACUUAGCCUUUCUGGCAGUGACAACCUGCCCACAAGAACAUGCCCCUCGCGAAGGACCUCCUGCACCCAUCCCUGGAAGAGGAGGAGAGGAAACACAAGAAGCAGCGCCUGGUACAGAGCCCCAACUCCUACUUCAUGGAUGUGAAGUGCCCGGGGUGCUACAAAAUCACCACCGUGUUCAGCCAUGCACAGACAGUGGUGCUGUGUGUGGGCUGCUCCACCAUUCUGUGCCAGCUGACAGGAGGAAAAGCAAGGCUCAUGGAAGGAUGCUCCUUCAGAUGGAAGCAGCACUAA
This is a messenger RNA of Felis catus (domestic cat), 799 nucleotides long. Its product is annotated as 40S ribosomal protein S27-like. Gene Ontology annotation, biological process: translation; ribosomal small subunit assembly. Gene Ontology annotation, molecular function: RNA binding; structural constituent of ribosome. The record is from RefSeq and is a predicted model, not a curated record. Lineage: Eukaryota; Metazoa; Chordata; Mammalia; Carnivora; Felidae. Bases 545 to 799 code for a protein of 84 amino acids. Gene Ontology annotation, cellular component: cytosolic small ribosomal subunit; ribosome. The transcript has a single exon.